AACCAUGUCUUCCAUAGAAGAGGAUUAAUUUCAUAGAGAGGCGUGUGAAUUGUCUCUAGCGAAACUUGCCUUCAGAAGAGGUUAGUAUGUAAACCCUAGCACACCCAAACGUUUAAGUUGCCAAUUUUUUUAGUUUUUUGUCGAUCGAACCUUUGAUUCGAUCUUUCGUCGAAAUAUCCUUUCAAACUAAAAAUGUUACCUUUGUUGUUCGCGGAAAGUUACAGUGAAAAAGAGGUAGGUGUUUUUCUUUUUUGCUUCGUGUCUGUAUAUGUGCACACAUCAUCGAGGUAGCAUCGAACGUGCGGACCGUUCGAUUUGCUAUCCUCUGUACCCUUUCGAUCUCUGUCCACAAAUUUCUCUAAGUUGUAACUCCUUCUGUUGACGUUACUUGUCUCGCAAUCUCGUCUCAUACUGUCGUAAUCUUAGGAGCAACUACACAAUACAUGGCUACUUUUGAAGGAGCAUAUAUCUAGUCAUGUCUAGUGGCUCGUUUAGCCUGUUUGGCUGGUUUGGCCCUGCAUUGAAUGAAAUGGCGAUUGAUAAUCUACACUUAAUCUACAAGUCUCAGGUCUAUAUAUUUAGUGGAUCGUUAGGCUCGGCAGCGGAUGAAACAAAGCAUAAACCCUUUACACCUCAAUAUCAGUUUGCAUAUUCUCCAUAUUGUUCUCUAUAUAUUUCCUGAGGUGUUGGAAAGGAGAAUUUGUUUAACAGUCAAGAACUUUUUUCAUCGGUGAUCUCUUCUUUUAUUCUCAUCACCUUAAUUUUUGAUUCAGGACUGAUGUUGUGGAGAGCAAUUAGAGGCUAGUCACUCAAGAAUUAAAUUAAAGGAUAAAGGUUAAGGUAUCUUAGUUGCUAAUUUGGUUCAGCAGUGGAGCAAUUGAGCAAAACCUCUUAUAUAUGCAAAUGCUAAUUAAAUACUUAAAAUUAACAUUAAACUAACACUGCCUUAAAUUUUUAUCAUAUUUUUGAUGUCCAUCUUUCAACCAGAAUUAGUUUGAGUAUGGAGACCAGUCUGUCAAAGGUGACACAAUCAAACUCUGGAAGUAAGGAAGGGAAAAGUGUUGUUGUCCUGCUAUCCUCUGAUGUUGAGGAAAGCGAUGGGAAGGUUUAUUUGCCAAACUUCUCAGGGCAGAAAGCCCUAAGGAAGAAAGAGAAAGGACAGUUUAACGACAAUGUGCUAUUUACUUGGAAGAUGACAGAAGAGGAUGUGAGGAAAGAAAUACUCUCCCAUUUUACAUAUUUGAAAGAUCAGAGGUAUGCAUGAUUGAUGAUAUUAACCCUUUAACUCCCAAGAUCUGACUGUUAAUUCUCCCCUCUUGCUGCUACACAAUUCCUUGUAAAUUAGUGACAAGAAUUUGCUGAAAGAUCAAGACAACAACUUCUACCUGAUGAGUUUGAGUAUUCUUAUUAACUGUUUGCUGGAAAUUGUGUGGAAAUUGUAGGGAGUAGUUACAUGUCAGCGACUUCUCAUGCAAAGGAUGGUGAAGGGUGUUGCAAUCCCUCAUUCAUUGGAAAACUUAAGUUAAAUGUCAGCAUAACAUAAAUUUGCCAUUUCAGUAAGAUUUCAGAAAUCCAAAAAGAAAACUAAGACAGCUUGUAAAAAAGAUACCUAGAUUGGCAAGAGAAAGCUGUGGUUCGUCAAAAAUGGAAAAAUUGGCCUAAAUUAUAUUUAGAAGGAUAAUCAAUUCUAUACUUUUUAGAUACUUUACUAGAGCAGCAGUUUGCUACAUGUAUCUUAAAAUCCACCAUUUGGUGGUUAUCAGAAACCUUAAAUCCACAAGAAAGAAUAGUUACAGCAUGAGAGCAUAUGAUUGAAUUUGUUUGUGUUUGUCUCGUGCUUAGUUUGUGAGAGUUGAGAGCUCUGCUAGCUGUUGGUGCUCAUCAGACAAAGGUCAAAAACAAUUUAAAGGUGUAGCUGAUUGAAAGUUUCUGGUUGAUUGGGGGCUAUGGAUUUACCUACACCACCAACUUGAUUUUUCUUAAUCAUAAGUUAGCUGUUGAAUAUUUUGAUGUGUUACACUGUUGAAAUUAAUUUAAACAGACUUUUCUUUUGUUCCUAUGAAAAGAGGAGGGAAGUUUUCAAACAACAUUUUUUCCCAAUUUUUUCAAAAUAUAUACUGUACUUUAAUGUAUUCUUGUCAAACAAAAACUAUUUUUGUCUAUAUGCAGUUUUUUUAAGCAUUAUGGAUGGUAUUAAAAAUUAUCCUCCAAGUCCUCCACCGUUUUCCAAGCCUUUUUUUGUUUCCAAUUGUUUUGUAAAUAGGCUGAAAAACAACUUUGAACAACUUGACAGUUGUCUAAUCCAUUCAUUUUUUUUUGUUGUUUAUUAGCCAACACUUCAAUGGAUGUUGCAUAUUUUGUUGAUUUUGCCUGAAUUGAAAAUAACCCGACAAAUAUAGCAUUCCUUUACAAAUUCCUACUUCCUAUUUCCUCGUCAUUAAUUUUGCUCUAUACAGAGUAUACAAUUGACAUCAGGUUACAACAAUGUAUCAGAGUAUUGCAGUAUUCAUUGUUUUUUUUCUUUGCAAUAUUGGCUGAAUAAUUUUAAUAGUAUUACAGUGUUUAGGAUCCUCCAAUCUCCCCCUCAUAAAUGUUUUAAAAGAAACAAUAAAGUUCUGAUCUCUAUUAACUGACAGCAGACAAAAGGAGGUCUUUUAUGCAAGAGUUUAAAUGUUAAUACAAAAUAUAUUAUAUGACUGUAUGUAAACAUGUAUAAAGUUUUUUGUGUAUUUUUAAUGAAUGAACAUGAUCGUAAUUUCAAUUUUAACUAUAAAUUUUAUACAUUUCCAUAUCCAGUUUCUGGUGUGCUUCUGCAACGGACAAUCAUAGAGGGCUUGACUUUCAUGGUGUGCGGAGAGUUUGGGAUGGAAAAUUUAUUAAAAGGACCAUCAGAGGAAAUUCAGUUUUAUACAUCUCAACUGGGGUUGGUGAAAAUUACAGUGGGAAAAGUUUAUGUGAGAAAGUCAGUGGACUAGUAGACCUGUAUUACUUAAAUUACUUUCACUACAAUAAUGAAAAAUGUUUGGAUAGUAGUGGUCAAGGUGAGGUCUUAAGUAGAUCUGAACAUCAAAACUCUUGCUCAAAUCAAAGUAAACUUAACCUUUACAGUGUUUAAUCAUGUUACAAUCAUGUUACAACAAGUGUUGUUUUUUUUGUUUUUCUUCGAGAAGUGCCUUAUUGCAUUGUUUGUUUCACCAUCAUCACGGCCUCAAAAGGGGUCAUAAUUAUAUCUUAAAUCGGCCCAUCAAUAAUUACUUCUUGUUGACUAGAUAACUCCUAUCAGUAGCCCUUUUCCUAUCACUUAUUAUCAGCCCAGACCUAUAAAGGCUAGUAAUUACAUGCAUCCUGCAGUUUUUUGGUUAACAUAUACCCAAAGCCAUUCUCAGAAGCCAUCAGCUCUGGUUACAAAUAACUUUUUUUUGUACCUUGCGGGAACCCACUUAUAAAGGCUUCCAUUGUAAUUGCCUCCUUAGUAAUAUAGCAGCUGGUGUAAUGUUACUUUUACUCCAUUGUGAGUAACACAGAUUUUAUUUCACAGUCAUCAAGAAUACACUUCGAUUGUUUGCAUGUUUAAUUUUAAGGAUCACUCUUAAAGGAAUUGUUUUUCACAUUAAGAAGACACAACAUUAUUUUAUGCUGCUAAAUUAUUUACAAUGGGUGUAUCUUUUACAGAUGACAGCUGAUGAUUUGUUAAAAGCAUUACAAGAGCCAACUGAUGAAUGGUCAAGUCAGCAGGUAAUAAAUUUUUAAAAAAGUGACAAUGAAAGUAUGUUUGCUGGUAGAUCUGCCCUUAAUAAUAACUGUGGUACUCCACCUUGGUGAAGGCAGCAAUUCAUUUGCAUUACUACAAAUAGUAGCUAGCUGCAAAAAUAGAAUAUUUUCAAAGAUUAGGUUAUUUUUAUUGAAAAGUAGGUGAUAUCCGAUUUCGAGGUCCUUAGUGCAAAUUAAUUUAAAGACCAAGUUUUUUCUGCUUGGAUUUUUAGCCCAAGUGUGAAGUACACAGGUCAGAAAUCCAAGUGGAAAAAACUAGGUUCCAUAAUUUAUAGUAUAGACCAAUAGGUUAUAUCUCUGGAUUCAUGUAGAGAGGGGGAAGAUUUCAAACAUCUAUCAACAUCUUUGCAGAUACCAACGUUCACAUUGUGUUCAAAUAAAAAAAGUAUGCUCAAAGAAAGAAAGAAUGAUCAAGAUGCACAGCAGGGAUUACCCAUGGUACAGCCAGUUGUUUCACCCCUAGUAAAGUGUAAAAAGGGGAACUAUGGUCUUGCAAUAAAUCAGGCUGCACUUCAAAAUCAAUGGACUAAAGUAACAAUAGCAGCUCCAGCUCCAGCUUCAGCUCCAGCUCCAGCUCCAGCUUCAGCUCCAGCUUCAGCUCCAAUACAGCUUGUGUGUUUUCCAGCAACACAAACCUCAAUGCGAAGAACUGUGAGUCCAGGCCAACUACCACAACUAACAAUAGAACAUUUGAAGCAGAGUCAGCCACCUGAAGGUUCUGUGCAAGGACAGUAUCAAAUUGUGGUUCCACAAGGUAUUCCAUCACAGGCAACAGCAGGAAGUUCUCAGGGAGUGUUGGUACAAAGAGCAGGAAGAGUUCCUUUGAAGAUGCCCCCAGGAGAAUCAAGUGUUCAGUGGCAGGUAUUGUAUCAUGAUACAUAACUGUUACAAUAUAAUACAUUAACUGUACAAAAUGUACCUAUAUCUCUGUGUCAAAGAUGACAAGAUUAAUUGUGGGUUAAUUGCUGCCUUCUUAGUGGAAAUAAGAUUUUCUGGGCCCAAUUUUCCACUUUUGAAGAUGUAAGGAGAUUUUAUUGCUGAAAUUACAAAUUAAACAUAUCAUGAUUUGCAGUGCCAUCAUCAAUACCCAACACACCUGCAUAACUUAAUUGAUUGCGACUUUAUUUGUACUCGAUACCUACACAGUACACUACUGUUUAAGAAACACUUUGUAUGCAUACCAUACUGAGUAUUCUUAACAAAAGACAAUUUGAUUUAAUGUCUUGUAUAAGUUUAUACACAUUUCCUGAAAUGUGCUAAGCAAUUUGUUGGCCAUAGCCAUUUCUUUCAAUAUUUCAAUUCUUCUUGCAUUAUGUGUAAAAAAGUUUGCAAAUUUAUUUUGAGUUCAUGCCUGUAUGCACAGAAUAUGAAAUAUUUGGCAACACAUUUUAAGAGUCAUUUCUUUUUAAAUGACAAUUGAAACUCAGUGUCCAUAGCAACUUAACUUACAAUAACUUGCAUAAAUCUAAGUGCAAAAUUUCAAGUAACAAAAUUUUGAAUUAUAGAAGCUGAAAUACAAGGAAUCAAAAUGUUCAGCAGGGAUUAAAAUGUACCAGUUUGGCCUUUUAAUUUCAAAAUUAUUCAGAGCCUUUCAGGCCCAUAUAGUGGGGAAAAUCUCUUUCAAUACUUAAUUACCUCUGUUUCACAUGCCAUCACAGUGGCCUUUUUGCAACUGGACACUUUCCUCAAAUAUCUUUAUAAAAACCCUGAUGCAUGUUUCAAGUAUAUAUCAUCAUAUAGAAAAAUGGCAAAGAAACUGUGAAAAAAGCUCACACCCGUACUUGCCUGCUUAGCAUUUGAUCUUGAAGUGUAGUCUUAAGCGAACUUAUAACUGUUAAUAAAAAAAAAAGCAGUUCAAGGUGUUUGUUGAAUGUUUUCAUGAACAUACUUAAGUAAGAUAUCUCCAAAUUUAUUCUAUCUAUUUCAUAAUUAAUUUCAAUUGAUCUUCCUUCGAUUGUGUAGAGAGACUCCGGAUAUGAAUUAAGUAAAGAGGACUGUGCCAAUAAUGGGGUGUGCAAGUCUGAAGGUAAGUAUUCUAAAGAAGUUGCAUAGGCUCAUGUACAUCAGCUUGUUUUUUUCAAAGAGUUUGCAAAUGAUUAGGGAUUUACUGAACGUGAGCAUGAUGUAAUCUCCACGAGCCUAUGGUUUGAUCUGUGGUCAAAUUCCUCAUUUUUUAGUUGCAAAACGCAGAGGACACUGUAGACGUAUAGACACGCUUACAAAGACAGCUAGCUAUUUAUAUUUGCUAUUUUUGGUUUUCAUUAGAAGUUAAUUUUAAUGUCGCUAACUGUAAUUUGCGAAACAAAACGAAACAAAAUAAAAUCUUUAAUUUGCGAAAUAGAAAUCUGCUUGAAACUCAAGAAAAUCAAAGAGCUUGGAUUACUUCCAUUUUCCCAGCAAACAUGAUAUUUUGGGUAACGGUAAAGUCGCCCGGAACCUGAGUCAUGUCGCCUGAAAUUUUUAGUCAUGUCGCCCGAUUUCUUUAUUUCUUGUAAGAACACCAAAAAGCAGGGCGUGAAAUUAACUUUUUUUUCUGAUAGCCACUUGGCUCCUAAAUUCUUUAAAGUGGUAGCCAAUUCAAAAAAAGUUGGUCGCCAUUUUCAAAGACAAACAAAAUCUUUCUUUACGCUGUCAGCGUUCUAGAUAGACCCUCCAAAAUUAAGUUAGGGAAAAGAUCUUUAACGUGCUACAAAGUGGACACUAGGAUGGAUGAUAUACAACGUUCAGGAUCAUCUAAAUCCAAGAUGACGUCUAGUUAUCGAUCGAGAUGCAUGUGCUACAUUUUGGAAACAAACUUAACGAGGAAGUUUGCCGCGGAUUUAUCGUCGCAAAUCUUUUUAAUUCACCAUAUCUCUUGGUAAGAUUAUGAUGAAACGUUCUAGUCGCCAAUUUGGCGACUAACGUUCAGGAUUUGGUCGCCAAAGUGAAAAAUUUAGGCGCAUUGGCGUCUGUAUUAGGCGCAAUUUCACGCCCUGAAAAGGCAUAUUUUCAGAAACCGCUGAAGGUACCGAUCAAUCGAAACCUCAUGUUGGUGUAUUUACUUACGUCACCAAUCCUUUAAAAGUAAAAUGUUACUGUAAAUGUAACCUGAUUCAAACGUUCAGCGAGAAAUAUUUAACCAACAUAAACAGAGUUUAUUUAAAUCAAUCUACGAUCUGAAAGAGUAUUGCGAGAGCGCCAAACUAGUCAUUACGAGUGCUCUCAGCCGCAGGAAUUUUUGUCGAUGGGUUUAAGGCCGCGAUUGAACAAGCAAUGCAUCGGCAAUCUAUUCGUAACGCUGUAAGGCCUGUUGGCGUGGUCUAACGUCAUAGCCAACUACUCGAUACAAGGAUGAUUGCUCUUUGAUUAGCUCAUAUUGAUUUUGUGUCGUAGCUAGCUUUUUUCGAAUGAUAAGGAUGCUUUAGAUUUACCUUUUUCAUGCAUUCUUUGAUCGCAUCAACAUAUGCAUGCGACUGCCAGAGGGAAAAGCGAAACUACAAAAUCGAUGCCCAUUCUGAUCCAAAGGGAAAUGAUACCAUAAGAUUACUAUGGUUAAAAGUCACAUGUAUCAACAAUAGACUUUUAUCUUAAAAAUAUCACACUUACUCUACACAACAGAACUUAAUUUGGAUGUUACUUGCUUGACAUUUUACUUACUUUUCGAAGGCGAAAACCGACAUAUGUUUACCGGGGUUUUGUUCAUCACUGAUUAUUUGGACGGGUGCGAAUCUACCAGGGGGUUGGGAACGAACCGUUUCACACUGGGUACAAAUGGAUAGAGUGCGAAACGUCCGUGGGUACAAAACGAGUGAAUACCAAACAAACAGUGAAACGCUGCAAUUUGUUAGAGGAAAGAACUACGCUUCAUUUUGUUGUCAGAAACGACCAACGCUAUAGAGUCGUUACUCAAACAUAUUUCAAUUUUGACCAUAUGAUUGAUUUCUGUAUAGUCAGAGUCGUCAUGGUGGUGUUAGAAACCAACACUGCUUGAGUGAUAAAGCUUCUCAAGUUUACGAAACGUCGGUGAAUACCAAACGAGUACAUACCAAUUGAACAGCGCUUCAUUUUGUUGUUAGAAACGAACAACGGUUUUAGAGCUGUUACUCAAACUUAUUUCUCUUCUGAUCAUCAUCUUCAUGGUGUUUUCGGAGACAAACAGCACUUUAGUGAUAAAGAUUUCUCAAUUUAACAACCUAUUAACAGUCUAUGAGUCUGAUCUUUGAAGUAAUAUUUUUUUUCGGUUGACUUAACUUUUUGUUCCGGGCGACAUGACUCGGGUUCCGGACGAGAUGACUUUCGGGUGACUUGAUCGGUUACCAACAUUUUAGAGAAUCUCUAGAAUCAUGCUGGGGCAUUUUGCACCUGUAUUUUCGGUGACAAAAAACAUUUGGAAAGUUUUUUUUUAUUGUUUCUUGAAAGACAGUUAAGAUGAUGUAAAACAAUGGCACCAAGUUAAGUGAAAAUGAAGAAAUCAAGGAAAACCAAAUUUCUACUCUAACAAAAUGUGUAAAUACAGAGACUUCGCUGACUAAGUCUAAGUUGACUAAUAACAUCACGAGGAACAAAAAUGUAAGGUAUGGGAAGAAAUAACCGAAAGGAAAAAGAGAACUAAAAAAUCUCUAAGCAACUAUAACCGACUCUAUUUUAGAUCCGAAUUAUUCUUGGAAAUAUACUUCCUGUUAUAGCUGUUCUUUGAAUAUGUCCACCGUAGUUUUCUUGCUAAGAAACCUAAAUUUACAAAUCUUGGGUUUCUGUGCCUUUUACUUAUAUUCUCUACUAUUGUAACUUGUGUUCUUCUCGUAAGGCAAUUGACAUGAAGUAAAACACAUUUAAGCGAGCUCCUUAUGCAACAUUAGGCCAGUGAAGGGACCAGGAAUCACUAAAAGUUUCUGACAACAGGCCACAGAAAAUAAACAGAAUGCGAAGAUAAUAUUAAUCAAAUCAUAGGGCACCACUUGAACUUUCUUAAAAGAUGGGACCAUUUAGGGUUGAGGUAUAUCAUACUAAUGCAAAAGUUUGAAAAACAAAGCUAAAAGACCUAGAUUGCGUCCACAACAUCAAUAGAAGCAUACCGCGUACUUAACAAGUAUUUCAUGUGACAGGGAGCAUUCAUUGAGAUCUGAAGCACGCAGAAAGUUUGGAAAGCACGAAAAUAGUUUUGUGUAAUUCGGUGUAGUUUAGUGCGGUGUAGUUUGGCGUAGUGUGGUGUAGUUUGGUAAAGGGGUGUAGUUGGUGAAGUUCGGUGUAGUUUGGUGUAGUGUGCAGUACUAUAGUUUGGUGAAGGUGGGAUAUGGUGUAGUUUGGUGAGGUAGAUUUGGUGUAGUUUGAUGUAGUGUGGUAUAGUUUGGUAAAGUAGGUGUAGUUUUGUGUAAUGUGUUAUAGUUUGGUUUAGUUUGGCGUAGUUUGGAGCUGUAUGGUGUGGUAGGUGUAUGAGGGUAAGUUUCUAAAGAAACUGUGGUGCUUCGUCGGUGGGAUAGUACACGUGAUUGAUGCGAAGACUAUCUGAGUCUGUAGGUUUGUACUAAACACUGAUGCAUAAACCGUUGCACCUCUUUUUAUGGAAAAGUUGUCAAGGAUCUCACUUUCAGCGUCCAAAACAUUGUCUAAAACACGAUUAACGAUCUUAUAGCUAAACAAGAAUUGCAGGCCAUUGCAGAAAGGCUCACCAUCACCACUCCCAGAGCUUCUUGUAUUUACUCUUUACCUAACUCCACAAGCCUAACAACCCAGUUUGACCCUUCGUCUCUGCCUGCAGAUGUCCCGCCGAACUUAAUUCCAGCUAAUUUGACAUAAUUAUGGCUCCUAUCGUCAAAACUUUAGCAUCAUACGUUAAGGACAGCCAACACGCACUUAAAAUUUUUCGCGACUGUAAUUUUCUUGGCUAAGACAAACUUCUUUUCACAAUGGAUAUUACGUCAAUUCAUACUUUCAUUCUCAAUGGCCAAGGUUUCCUGGCCCUCAAACAUUUUUUUGAUCAACGUACUGUUAAGAACCUAGCUCUGAAACACUACUCCACUUUGCAGAACUCAAUUGCUUUUCAUUCGGUGGCAACUAUUACAAACAAACUAAUGGCUUAGCCAUGGGUACCAAAAUGGGACCUAGCUACGCCUUUCUUUUUGUAGGUUUUAACGAACCAAUUUUUCAAUCAAGACAAAGGCCCCAAACCUGAUCUCUACGGUCGCUGCAUUGACCACUUUGUCGGCGCCAUUCCUCUACCAGAGAGGAGCUGACUCAAUAUAUAACCGCUGUCAAUUUUUUUCACCCGGCUCCAAAUAUACCUGGGAAAUUUCCGAAUCUUCUGGCUUUUCUAAACAUCAAAAUUUCAAUUGAAGGCAACGGUCCAAGAACUAGUGUUUACUACAAACCUACAGUCUCGUAUAGUUCCUUGUUGUAUUCUUCGUAUCCAUCACAUGUCAAGAAUUCUAUUCCUUUUUAGAAAUUUCUCAGACUUCGUCGUUUAUGUAGUGACGACUCCGAUUUUUCCAACAAAUCAGAGGCAAUGUGCCAGUUUUUCGAUGAAGGUGACUAUCCUGUUUCUGUCGUUCAAGCGGGCCAUCACCGCGCCCAACAAAUUGAUCGACAGCCAGCACUUUAGACGACACAAAAGGAAAAUACUGAUCGCAUUCCUUUUACUCACAAAUUUCACCCACACAACCACGCAGUUAAGUCUAUCAUUCUCAAAAGCUUUACAUUACUUCAAAAUGAUUCAGAGAUUGGUAAUAUCUCCUCCCAACCUUCCCUAAUUUGGUUCAAACGCGACAAAAACAUAGCCAACUCCUUGGUCAGAAGUUCCUUCCAAACUAAUGACCAACUUGGGGCUUUCAAGUGCUCUCGCGCACGAUGCAAAGCCUGUCCUUUCAAUCAUAACGUCAGAAAAAUGUUGGGACCCUGGAGAUCCGUUAAGAUUACUAUUCACUUCACGUGCACUUCAGUCCGCCGAUGUUAUUUAUUGCAUACCUUACGCUUACUGCGAAAAGUUAUACAUUGGUAAAAGAGGAUGACGAGUAGGUGUUUAAUUCCGAGAACGCCUUCUUAGGGUAGGAAGGAAUGACAAGGACGUAACCACACGCCACAAGCCUUCAAAUUAGGAAUGUGUAGCUCGCUCGCACAAUUGAAUUUACUGACACAAAUUUACAAGCUUUGGUGCGAGAUUACACUAUGCAUUUGUUUUUUUUUUUUUUUUUGACACGUACUUUUAAUUGUGAUAAGCCUUUACUUGAUAUCCUUUGUUAGUACCUACCACACUGGUUAACAGUGUGGUAGGUACUAACCAGUGAUUGACUGGCUCUGAGAUGAUUGACAAGCAGCAUCGACCUUCGAGCAACCGAAGAGAUCAUAGAGCGCCUCAAGAAUUUACUUUCCGACCAUUUUCUAUAUACUGACAGAGAUAGACUAAUUUUUUGGUUUCUCUUUGGUUUAUACUAAAACAAUUAUUAAAUGCUUUGUGGAUGAAAAUGAUGGAUAGAUACCUCCACUUUGGUCAAUAAUUGUUAAUUAUUUGCCCCUAAAAUGCUUCCCACAAAAUGAUGCAUUUUAUAUUAAUCUCUAUCUAAAAAGUUAAUUUAUAAUUUUUUUUGUGCCAUUAAUAGAAUCAUUUGUGCCUCCUCGUGCGGUAAUGACUCCUGAUUGGGCAUACACAAAGGUAAUGUUAGACUUAAAGUGUCAGUAUGGUCCUUCUUAUUACUAUUUUGUAUUAUUUUAGUGAAGUGUAUGUCGAAGACAAAAUAAUCAUGUGUUGAUGUCGGUGGAUUAAGUGACAGGUCUCAAGGUGAGUAAAGCAGUUAAUGAAAGCGUGCGCUAUUGGAGAAAACAUUCCAGCCCUAUAACAACUUUAAACAGUCCAUCAAAGUCAAAGUAAAACUCUUUACGACAAAAAUCAACGGUAAAACACGACGUUUCGACCAAACUUCGGUCAUUUUCAAGAGAAUGGUGAGAAUGUAACGAUGGAUAUAAAUGCGUGUAAGAAGUCUCAAAUGUUUGGAGGUGUAAACAGACAAUAAGAACAUACAAGGAGAAGAAAUAAUUAGAAGCUAAUGAAAAACAAAUAAAAAUAAAAAACCUAAUUAAAAAACCUAAUUAAAAUCCUUUGCACGAAUUGAGUCCGACUGGACAUUGAGAGCAGGUUUUAGGUCUUGAAUAAAAAAAUUUCAUAAAGUAGGCCGUCAAAUUUGUUCGCACAUUUCUUCUAAACACUAAAACUCUUCGUAAGAUCCCUCGGGGCUAAAGAAUGCUCGUCGCGAACUAGACUUAAGUGUACGUUAAACCCACAAAUACUGGUCUCCUGCUGCAUUACAAGAGCCGUGUAGACGACCGAUACAAACGCGGGUUACUACAAACUAUACUUGAUCGUGCAUUUCGCCCCAGGCCCCUUUGGUAUACAUCUUUAACUCGUGAAUUGCGCGCAUGCGCAAGAGCGAGUUGUAGAUAUGAUGUGGAGAAUGGCAUUCGCUCGCUCGAUUGGUCGAUUCCUGUAAACUUUUUUUCAAUUUUAGGCUUUUGAGUGCAUUUGAUAGUUUAUGGCGAGUGAUAAACAAACGAAAUGGCGACCUUUGUUGCUAAGAAUAGUGGUGAGGUGAAAAACAAGCCAAUGAUAAUCUUAAAACGGUUAUUUUUUUUUCGUUUUAAUUUCAACAAGCGGCGCUAGCGACUUGCAGGCGUGCGAGGAUUCAUACUGAAAUAAGAGAACAACCUCUGUUUUCCAUAAAAUUGUAAUUUACAAUCCUUGAACUUGAAAAUAAUCCGAAGAUUCAUUAAAAAUAUCACUUACUCCGACGCGCUCGGAGUUUUACAAGUGUUCAAAAGCUUUUUCUGUUAUGGCGUGAGGUUGGGGACAAAAUCGAUCAUUAUAUUUCGUAUCGUGUGUUCUUCCUGUGUGAAGCAACAAAAGAUGCCGGCGACUGACGAAAUUACAGGUUAACACGAAAAUCAAAUGACACCCAAACAAAUAAUUUUGGCUACCGAUUUCCAGUGAAUUUUUAAAGAACAAUUUUCUUUUAAGUUUCAAGAUAAUUUGAAGAUUCUAAAUAGAUUACUUACCAAAAUGCGGAACUUAUACAUCACAAAAUGGAUAAAUAGGCCUGAAAUGAAAUUCUAUCUUGUUCUUGAUUAUACGUUGCCUAGCACGUUACCAAAAUCUACCCAGGUGGAAAUCCAAAAUGACGGUGGCAGUCUUGGCUUAGUUAUGUCACUCAAAACUCGUUCCCGUUUGUCUCAUUUGAUAAAGAGGGAAUCAUUAAUGUUUUCAUUAAGACAGUAUUGCCUUGAUUUUCCAAUAUUUACAAUGAUAAACAGUAAAUUUCACUUUUCACCCACAUUUACUUCAAACCUUUUCUUUUGAACCAGAAACACAAAUGAUAUAUGUAUGUUAUUUGCCGGCUGGGAGGUCCGUAUGGUGAAAGUUAUUUCAAGACCGAGAUCACAGUUUUUCACCAUACGGACCGACCCUUAGCCGGUAAGUAACAUAUUUAUUUUUUUUAAACUUGGCGAAAUUCUUUCCGAAAGAACCCGAAUGAUUUAGGACUAUAAAUAUGACAAGAUCUUUCAUAAACUGAACAAUUUUUGAGCGAGUAAAUGGUAGUUAAAAUAGAGGUGAUGCAAAUUAAAGAGAGAUGCCUCACCGAAACAUUUUCAUUUCCGUAACGAUAAAGGUGAUUUAAAAGGCUUCCAAACAAACUUUGAAAUAUUAUCUUUACAAGUAUCUGUCACAAUCUGACACCUGUCAAUUAGGGAGCGCAUAAGAAAAAAAAGCGCAGGAACAUUUGAAAAACAACGGAACUAGUUUGGCUAGGACUGUCACGACAAUGUUUUCUCCAAAAACAGUCAAUGACCUUACGGAAAGUAUUAUUCACUCUUAUCGACGAUUCAUUCAUGAACGAAGAUUUACCUCUGUUCAUUAAGUAAACGGCGAGGAAAAUAAAUGCGAGUAAAUUCAAUUUUUUUAUUUUGAAGCUGUGAGAGUUUGUUCGUUUGUUUGCUGCAAUGGCGUGUGUAAAUCUGGUCUUUCCUCCACGAAAACUAAAUUCGAAUGGCACACUCCAACGAAACAAACGGGGAUUCAAUGUAGCAUUUUCUCAUUGAACUCCUUGAGUUUCUAUUGUGCAAUUUACAGUACAAAUGUCCAAAUUGAACAGACUCGGAAAAACUCACCGAGAGCGUAAAUUUGUUGUAGAACUUAAAUUAAAACUUCGCUCGCUCUUUUACUACGAACAAAUUGUUUGAGAAAAUUCAGAUAUUAAAGAAAUAAAAGUUACAUCGUUCAGUUUAACUGUAACCAAAUACUUCACGUUUUAACUUUCUAUGUACUUUUUGUGAAGGAUUAAAAUUAACUGCAGACGGUUUUUAGGCCGCUCGUCAACCAACGUGAUGACACUAUUGCCUAUACAAAUUCAUUCUGAAACCAAUAUUUUUCUGUCGACCAAAGUGAUUUGAGACAGAGAAAACAGAGGAUUCAUAAGUUAUUUAUUGGCUUGAGGUAGUGACCGACGUGUUUACUUGAAAAUACUGCCCAGCCGGAAAAACGAGAUAUAUUUAUGAAAAAUGGCAACGAAAGUUGGGAUGUACUCGGCGAAUCACGAAAGCGUUACCGUGGCCCGUGGGCAGAGAUAGGAAAAUACUGACCGGGUAACGAACCAUUCAGAUAGCAGGAUUCGUUACCGUGCCCUCUAAAAAAAAUAAAUGUUUAAAACACAUGACGUCAUUCUCCGUCGUCAAAUGUAAUAGCAUGAUCAUUUCAAUUGUAAUGCCUUCUUAUUCCAACGUUAUUUUGUUUCUUUGCUACAUUAGCGAACACUGAACUACUGCUCGUACUCUAAAUAUGACAAUCAACCACAAAAUUCCCUAAGCCAGAUAACCUUAAACAUAAUCCAAAAAAUUAAGUCAUCUGUCAAUUCACGAGUUUGCUCACAGAGCACUUUGAUUUGUCACUACGUUGGUUAAGUCUAUUAAUGUUCAAUUUUUUAUUAAAUUCAUUUUUAACACUAGGAAGAGAAAAAGUUUACAAUAUCUGUCUCUGAUCUGCUGCCAUGUGAUGCUUCAUUAUAUAAGGCUUAUUUUGAAGGUCUUGGAGUGGCUAACCUUACACUAAAAAACCCUUACACCUUGGUUGGUGUUAUUCCAAGUAAGUUUACUAUGUGUAUUUCUCUUAGUAGGUAUCUUGACUACUGCAUUGAGGAUACAGCGUCAAUUAUUUCACGACAUUGUGUCAGAAAGCGACUGUAAGCGAGCACAUUACAUUGAUGUAAAGCACAAAGCGGCAGUUCCGUCAUAAUCCUCUUGCGAAUCAGGACACGACGCUCAUGAUUUUGAGAUUAAGCGCUUAAUAAUUGGAGUGAGGUCGUUGCAGGAAAAAUUUAUCUCAGAAAGUUGCGAAAAACAGGAUAGAUAUUGCAAAUACAUUUUUCAAGUCCCUCCCCUCACUUGAGGUCAUGACUCUUGAUGCUGUUACUUUUAAUUUUUGUGUUUGAUCUUUUGGAGUGAUAUCAACUAUUAUACACUUAAUGUACGGUCCUAAGGGAAACAGUUUGUUUUGUUUUUUCGAGAGUCCUGAUGUUUCCCGAAACAUCAGGACUCAUCGAGGGAAACAUCAGGACUCGAGGACAAUAACUGCGCAGUUGUAUCUCGGUCGGGAUACAUUUGACUUUGAUCAGGGGUACUUAACCAAGAAUCAACCAAUCACAGUGCUCGUUUUGUUGAGUGAAAGUCUAGGUGUAUAACAAAGAUAAUUAUCUGUUGUUUUCAUUGUCACAGUCAGUCAAAGUGAAGGAGAAGUAAAAGUUGCAAUACUUAGGUUCACUGAAAACGUCGGAUAUGUGAGCUUUGGAGAGGAUUUAAAGUUUACAUACAAAGACAAGAUGAGUGAGCUCCUGAAAGAGGUUUUGGUAAGUGAAGACAACAGAAAUGCCGCCUUGGAAGGUCUCUGCAAAGGGUUGCUAAGUGCAUCAGCUGGAUCAGAUGACUUAAACGCAUUUCGUCUACCAGAAGCUGGUAAUUUUAACAUUUUUUUAUUAAUUUUCUUCAUGUGUCUUGAAAGGUUCAGUUUUGAUUGGGGCCUCUAAAAACGGAGUGAACGUGUUAAUGGAUUUAUCUUACGAAUUUAUGAGUUUUUUAUAAUCAAAUAAGAACAUAGGUAUGCGUAGCAUACAAUAGUUUUUUAUUUUUAGCUGAGUGGGUUAAUAUGGAACAGUUUGUGUACCUAAUGCUUUUAUUUCUGAAACUGGCGAAAAGAGAACAUUCAAAAGAACGAAAAUAUCGCAUUACUUCACCCUAAGAUAAAGACGUAGAAAAAGUUAACUUAACUGAAUUCACACAGAUAUUAUGUGGUCUAUUGUCUAAAUACUUACUGUUGUUGCUUACUGUUGUCUCCUUCGCAGCCGUUGUUUGGUCUCGUCACACAAUGCCCUCUAUUUCUCGUUGGAGAGAGAGCGCGCUUUGUAUUACGAGACCAAAUAACGGUUGCGAAAGAGACUACGCUUACUGCCGUUCCUCUAGCCGAGUGAAAAUCAAAAUUAUUCGUCUACAGUUAGUUGCAUGAAAAAAAUAUAAUUCCGCGUAAUUUUUUGACGGAUAGCAAACUUAGACUCUGUUGUACAUUUAAUAGACUAACCAAAGAUAUAUGCGAUCUUGAAUAGAUAUUUAAGGCUCAUUUGGUGAGUGCAAUGGUUUGUGGCCUUCGAGAUUUAUCGUAAUAAGAAAGGUUGGCAAUUUCUUGUAUUAUUAUUAAUCUAAAAUGUGUUUUUUCCGCUCCUUUAAUCGAAACGCACACGCCAAACAAUUUAACAUUCCAUCGCGUACUAAGUAAACAACGUCCAAGAUCCAAUCAUUACAAACUCAGUUAUUGCACUUCAUGAACGUUGGGCAACUUUCCACGUGCUUGAAUUGUAUUCCACCAAUCAAAUUACAACUCGCCACGUUAGACCACUCCAUCACGUGUCAUUUCCUUCUAAACAACCUGCAUUUUAUCACGUAUUCUGACUGCAUUAUCCGACCCCAUUUAAAAAGUUUCACAUGGAACAAAAUUCCACUGUUAGUGAGCUUUUCUCCGCAAUUCUCCUGCGUCUUGUCGUUUUCUACGAAUCAAAUGCGCAUUUUGCUACAUUAGACUGAAUCCCAUCGCGUGUUAAUUCCUCGUAAACAACCUGUGUUUUACCACGUAUUUCACACACAGGGGGCAACGUCCUGAUAGGUAAUAACCAAUCAAGUAGCCCUUUAGAAAUAUGAUCCUUUCCUCUUUGUUCAUUGUAUUUUCACUCAUUCAAAGAACAUGGAUCGCAAUAUAUCUUUGGUUAGAGCAUAUAGGAGAUACAAUAGUUUCUGUUUGCUUUUCGCAGUAAAAUUACGUGGAAUGAUAUUUUCGAGGCAACUAACUGUCAACGAAUAAAUUUGAUUUUCUCUCCAAUGGAGGAACGGCAGAAAUCCUACUCUCCUUUGCAGCUGUAGUUUGGUUACGUCACUCUCCAACAGGGAGAGUAGAUAAAUAGUUAUAGAUAAAUGAUUGCAAUCCUUAGGUAAUUAAAUGAUUAUUAUGCUUCAUUUUAUAAUUCAUUUUAAGAACAAGUUCCUUGACUUUUAUCCGUUUCUUUUUACAACUAGGAAUGUCCUCAAUAACUGAGAGCGAUGAUUCAAAGUCGGUGAAACUCUUAACCAUGCUGAUAUACGUAGCUGCCCAAAACAAUAGCCUUGAAUUUGUGGACUUCAUUUUCAGUACUUCAGUUGGUAAAGUGGUAUUUAGUCACUAUAAAAACAAUCCUACUCUACCUGAAGAUGUUGCAAGAGCUAAUGGACAUCCAAUAUUGGAGAAUUACCUAGGGAUUGUAAACAAAAGGUAAUAUCAAAAUCAUUUCUUCCGUGGAUAAUUUGAUUCUUUUUGUCAUUUAAAGCCUAUUAUUCAGAUAAUUCUAAUAUUGAAAAAUUGAAUGGGGUUGUUUCUCUUCUGUUCAUAUGAGAGACACUUUACUUUAAACCUGUGUAAUACAAGGAAAUUCUCAGGAACAAUGAACAAUGAAAUGAGAGAAAAUUAUCACAGAGUGGAAUUAUAAAUUAACUGCUUAUGAACGGGAACCUUAACAGAACAAGAUAGCUUACUCUGACUCGCAGGUGUUUGUCUCAGUUUGUGAGAGGCGAUGCAUGGAUCUGACUGACUAGCCUUUAAGAUAACUCGUUCUCUUAUCUGCUCAGGUUAUCAAAAGAACGAAUUGAAGACAAAAGUGAAACUGUGAAUUGGUUAGAACUUAAGCAUGCCUUAGAAAAAAAGCAAGACCAACCGUGUAAGUGCCUUAUUUUCUCACCUUCUGACAUGUACGACUGCUACUCAUCUUUAGAGCAAAUUUGCGAUGUUUUAUCAUGAUGUGACUACCGUGCAUUUGAUUUAAAUAAAUUUGGGUACGGAACGCAGAUUUUGAGUCUCGACUGAAACAUUAACAUUUGAGGUUAUGAGAAGUUUUCGGCAUCGUGAUACAGGAACACAUGGAACGACAAAUUCAUGUAAAUAUAAUUAAAACAUUAGCUGACUUUGAUGAAACCUUACCCUCGCGCGCACACACACACACACACACACACACACACACACACACACACACACACACACACACACACACACACACACCCACACACACACACACACACACACACACACACACACACAAUAAUAGUUAAAACGAAGUGUGUAAAGUUGUUUGGGCUUUAUUUGGCCACACCAGGUAAUGAUGCUGUUCAAACGCCAAUGUAUUCUGAAAGUGAUGAGAACCAACUUGACUAUGAUGCAGAUGAUGAAGUAUCAAACUCAUCAUCAUCAGUUAGUGGAAUAACUGAUCUAGGAUGUGAGGAUGAAAACCAAGAUACAACAGGUGAUUAUUAAAAUCUUUUCCUUAGAAAAUUUCCUUGUUACAAUUGUGAUUCACCUAAGCACUGUUCUUAUACCCUUUAGCCUCUUUGAUCUCCACUGAUGACGGUGAGUUUGCGAACAAUAUCUGGGGGAGGUAGAACUUAUACCUAUAUAUGCAACAUGUGAUCGAAAACAUGAAGUAGCCACUAUUUGUGUUUCAGUUCAGAAGUCCAACAAUUAUAGUCACUGUUGUGGCUCAGCCAUUGAAUUGUAUAAACGUAACGGUGCCAUCGGUAAUACAAAAACACCCUGAAAGGUGGAACCGGAAGGGCAGUAAGUCCUUAAAUCCAUCUAAAAAACGAAAGUAAUAUUCUCGAGGAACAUGCCCAUAGAUCUUGAAGCAAAACCUGUUGUUUGGUCCCAAUCCCGAGAGUUGUUUCUUUGCAAUAAUAAUGCUCUUCCAUGAAUUGUUUAUGAUAUGUCCUUAACAGCCAAAAUCUCCCAACCCUUUUCUAACAACUCAGCUAUGGACCACCCUAAAAAAAUUUUCUUAAAUUUCUUUCAAGUUGUUUGUGCUUUUGUUGUGUUAAGUUGUCCUAUUUUUUUCUGCCGAAAAAUUUGUUUUUAACUGGGCUCAAGGUAAAAUAGAGUUAGCAUGAUCUAUGAUUAUUUCAACUGAGAAAAAGAUGCUAACCAAAUGUGCCCGUAAUUCUUAAAAGCAACAAAGUUUAGACCUUUUGGUUAAUUAAGUAACAUUUAAGAAAAUAAUAAUUAUCAAGCUUUCAUCAAGAUAUCACUAGAAAAGAUUGUGAUUAACGUAAUAAAUUGUACGCUUGUUUCCAUUUAGAGCUACACUCACAAUUUUUAGUCAGCUACAGUUGUAAUUAAGCUUUUUAACAACCUAUCAUAAAAUUGUAACUAAGGCUAAUCAGAACAGACGAAUCAAAUUGUUCACGUUUUGGUUGAGGAAUCAUCGAUAAAUAACCUUCAACUCAACUGACUAAACACUCGAAAAUAAUUUAAAAGUUAAAGCAUCUCAUGAAAACUGUUAACCACUCCACCAUGUUAAAUUAUCACUAGUGUCUGUCUGUCUUAACCCUUUAACUCCCAAGAUCUAAUUCUUAAUUCUUCCUUUUACUGGCUACACAUUCCUUUCACAUUCAUUUUCAGACUUAGAAAACAUGAUAAGCAUUAUGGAGAGAAACUUCAGAGACAACUGACAAGGCAGAGAUUGAAAUGAAAGAGGUAAAAGAAAAGUUCAGUAUUCUGACGGCCUCAGCUGAAAAAAGCCCCACAAGAAGGUUAGCUGGUAGAAAGAGCUACUCACAGAAAACGGCCAUCACAGCAUAUUUUAGUACUUAACUGAUCUUAGAGCACACCCUGGUCAUGCCGGCUUGUAGGACUUAAAUGAAACGUAAAAAAGAGAAGGCCAAGUCUCAGUUAAAAUCAAACAACAACCUUUUUUCCCUAAUGCAAUUAAAAGUAGUUCUAGUUUAUGAAGUCGAUCCUACAUAUAUACAGAAGAAACGUGGAAUUAUCUCCGAGGAUAUUCACUGAAAAUAUGCGGAAGGUUACCUGAGCACUAAUUAGCCCCUUCACCGGCAUAAGUAGAAACUAUUGGAAUGAGAUGAUGGGUUACUGGGCUCGGUCAUCUUCUAGAUGUAAUGAAUGAUUGCAAGUUUAAAGGCUUUAAAGAAUAAUCUCACACCAUUAAUAAUACUCAUUUCUCCCUAUUACUUAAUCGAUGUAAUGAACAAGAAGAGAGGUACCCUUUGAAUAAAUGACUUUAAAUGAGAUCUUGUUGAUAACAUUUAUAUGUGUUACUCGACUGUCACAUGUACAGUUCCUUCAGAGUAGCGUAUUACUUUAGCUACAAACAAUUUUAAUAAAGUGUUACAAGUAGUAAUUCGAAACAUUUGGAUAUCUCUUUUUUAAGUAUUCUCAGCUACGUUGUGAGUCUGCUUUAUCUAUGGGAAGUAAUUGAAUUUUGUACAAAAUUAUUUCAUCACUGCAAUUUCAAACAUUUUGUAAUCAUUUUCCAUUAAACACAGUCC
This is a messenger RNA of Pocillopora meandrina, 20622 nucleotides long. Lineage: Eukaryota; Metazoa; Cnidaria; Anthozoa; Scleractinia; Pocilloporidae. The record is from the annotation of a GenBank genome assembly.